Molecule: messenger RNA, 1025 nt
Organism: Salvia splendens (bonfire salvia)
Lineage: Eukaryota; Viridiplantae; Streptophyta; Magnoliopsida; Lamiales; Lamiaceae
Product: thaumatin-like protein 1
Exons: 2
Coding region: 11-730 (239 amino acids)
Source: RefSeq, a predicted model, not a curated record
UUCGUCUCCAAUGGAAAAUAAGAUAUUCACUUCCCUUCUUCUAGCUAUAUAUUGUUUUUCCUGGGUUGUUGAUUCAGCCGUAUUCACCGUGAGAAACAAUUGCCCAUUCACAAUAUGGCCGGCAGCUCUAACCGGAGCCGGUUCGCCAGUCCAAACCGGGUUCGAGCUACCACCACAGGCUUCAAGAGCUCUCACAAUUCCGGCUCCAUGGUCCGGUCGAAUCUGGGCCCGGUUCCAAUGCUCCAACUCCGACCGGUUCACCUGCGACAGCGCUGAUUGUAACUCGGGUCAAAUCGAAUGCAACGGCGCAGGUGGCAUGCCUCCCGCUACUCUAGUGGAAUUCACACUAGCAGGGGAUCAAGGCAAAGACUUCUACGACGUGAGCCUUGUUGACGGAUUCAAUCUGCCAGUAGCGGUCACCUCUGCCGGAGGAAACUGCCCGACCACGAGCUGCCCGUUUGAUAUCAAUAACAAAGGCUGCCCCACUGAACUGGCGGUGAGAGGGGGGAACGGCGCGGUGGUUGGGUGCAAGAGUGCGUGCCUUGCACUCAACCAGCCUCAGUAUUGCUGCACCGGCGCGUAUAGCAGUCCAGCGACGUGCAAGCCCACGAGCUACUCUCAAAUAUUCAAGUCGCGAUGCCCGCAGGCUUAUAGCUAUGCUUACGAUGAUCAAACCAGCUUACUUACGUGCCCAACAGGGAACGACUAUCUCAUUACAUUCUGUCCUUGAAAAGUUCUUAAAUUCACAUUGAUUUCGGCCACCCAUUUUCAUUGAAUGAAGGAUUAUAUUAUGCUAUAACUAAAAUAAAGUUCUAAUUUUACAUCAGUUUUCUUCUCUUGUUCAAAUAUUGUGUCCUAACUUAACACAUUAUAAAUCUACAGAAAUAAAUAAAAAUAAGAGUUGAUUGUUUAUAUUUUCCCAUUCUUUUCAUGCAUUGUGAAUAAAAUAUAAACAGUGAGAUAAAUACAAUAUGAGUAUCAUUUAAAACAAACAAGACAAAAAAAAAGUGAUUCCAUUAAAAAAC